AUGGCUCAACAGCACAGCUAUGCUCUCAGCCCCAUAACUGCUCUUGCCUUGUACGAGGCCGGACCUGACCAUGUCCUCCUCGCGGGUGAAGAUACCUGGCUCAAGGUCUACGACGUCCAGUCCUCCCGUUUGCUCGGCCAGCUCCGGGUGUUCUACUCCCAGCCCAUCCACGGCAUCCACAUUUCUCAGUCUGGCAAUGACAGCCAAAAAGAAACGCAGCUGCUCAUCUGGGGCGGCCACUCAGUAACCCUCCUCCCGUCCAGCUCCCUUCAAGCUCUCAUCGCCGGGAAAACCCCACAUCCACCCACCGAGACUCACGCCCCAGACUGGAUCUACGACGGCAUCAUUCUGCCCGCAUCCCCCUCAAACCCAAGCGCAGAAGUCACCGGCGCGCUGGUAACAGCCCACAACGAAAUCCUGCCCUUCUCCACCCCUCGCCAUAACAACGACAACGACAACGACAACACCACCACCACCACCACAACCACCACCAACAGUAAACCCCCACCCCUAACCUUCGGUCCCCUAACCUCCCCCUCUCGCCCCAUCCUCUACUCCGCCAACCUCGCCCUCCUCGCCCCCUCCACCCUCCUCGUCGCAGGCGGCACCGUCUUCGGCGAGAUCAUCGUGUGGAAAUACCACGUCGGUGCCGCAGCCGAAGCCAACACUACCACCACCACCAACGCUACUGACAACGCCCGGUGGGAGGUGCUGUUUGUGUUUACCGGCCAUGAGGGGUCUGUUUUUGGGGUUAGUGUGUCGCCGGACCUUGGGGGUGGGAGGAGGGUGCUGGCGAGCUGUAGUGAUGAUCGGACGGUUUAUUCGUUUGGGGAGGAUUGCUCACGGCAGAAGUGGGAGUUGGACUUGGAUCUCGAGCGGUGGAGCGCGGUCAAGUCGGGGGCUGGAGGGAAGAAUAUCUGGUCUGCCGCUGUGUUGCGCAGGGGAGAUGAUGAGCCCCUGGUAGCGACUGGCGGAGCUGAUGGCAAAAUUGUCAUCGCGGGGAAGAUUAAGGGAGUUGCUUCGGGUUUCGGCACAUACGAAGACGUGGAUCUCAGUUAUACCUUUGACGAGGUACUGCGAAAUUUACAAGGCAACACACGGUUAAUAUCUAAAACCCAGACCGCAAAGAACACCAAGCACGCCUUCCAACGGUACGCCUUUCUGUCGGACACAGUCAUGGCAGUCACAGCCUCGGGCAGGUUGUUUCUCGCGACCAUGGGAAGCUCUCUCACCUGGGAAGAAGUCGCCGUCCCUGAAACUAUCGUUACAGAUCUCAAGUCAUACAACGUCGUCAAGAGCCCGGCAAGAGACACGGCUGUCCUCGGCAGUGCAAGCGGCAGGGUUUAUUUGUUUCGAAAAGGAGAGGUUCGCGAGAUAGCCAUUCUUCCGGAAAAGAUCUCAGACAUCAUCCUCCUCAAUGCCCCCAAGCGUGCUGCCAGCGAGUUAUCUUGGUCUGUCCUCGUCAACAUUCUCGGCUCUGACCACGCUAUUCUCCUACACUUCGACACAUCCACCGAUACCACAACAAUAGACAACCGGAGGAUACGACUCGCAGAACACUACAUCGUCACCGCAGCCGCCUUUUGCGAUGGCACGCUCAUUCUCGGGUCCCGCACCGGCUCCUUGACGGUCUACGGUACCGACCCCAACACAGACGACUUUAUCCCCCUGAUCUCUCGAAAAGACUGCAAGACAAAAGACUCCAUCACCUGCAUUGUGCCCAUUCCGGGUACCCCCUCUGGCCAACCCUCCUUCUUGGCAACCUGCCGUGAUGGCAAAUACCGCAUCUACACGCUUUCCACUUCACCAUCCUCGCCAGGGUUAAACCUCCAGCACGAAAUCUCCCCACCGCUCAACACCCUCGAGGCAGCCUUCUUCACCACUCCACCCCCGUCUCAAUCUCACGAUUCUUCGUCACCAGAGCCAAAGUCGGAGUUGAUCCUCCACGGAUUCUACGGCCCCAACUUCCUCACCUACAACGACUCAACCCGCUCGAUCCUCUCCAGCAUCCCAUGCGGCGGCGCCAACCGGCCGUUUACAACCAUCUCCUGCCCCCACGACCCAGGCCGGAUGCGCUUCGUCUUUUCCAAGGCGGGAACGCUCCGUGUCGUCUCACAGAGUGCCGAGGCCGAGCGGGUGUUACGGGCUGGCGGGCACGGGAGGGAGGUCAAGAGCGUAUCCGCCACCCUCCUUCCCUCUCCCUCUACUCCCUCACCCUCCCACAGCCCCGACCAACAACCAGCCGAAGCAACAACCAGCGCCCUAAUCGCAACCGCCGCAGAAGACACCUCCAUCCGCAUCUGGCGCCACCAACCCCCCGCGACCAACAACACCACCCCAACUCCCACCACCACCACCGAAAUGACCUGCCUUGCCAUCAUCCAAGGCCACUCAGCCGGCAUCCAAGCCCUCCGCUUCUUCACCCCCCAACCCCCAUCCCCAUCCCCAUCCCCACUCCCCUCCACCCUUGAAUCUUCCUCUCCCACCUCCCAACCUACACCCUCCUCCUCCUCUGCUAAGGAAACCACCUACCUCCUCAGCAGCGCCGGCAGCGAAGAGCUCUUCAUCUGGCGCCUCUCCCGCCUCGCCUCGCGUACCUACGACGCCCUCGCCGUCGUGCGCGAGGCCGUCUGGUCCGACGACCACGGUCAAACCACGCCCGACAAGGACCUGCGCAUCAUGGACUUUGACGUCGCGGGCUGGAACCCGGGUUCGGGUGAUGGCGGUGAGGGCGGUAGUAACGGUGGGGGGAUGCUGGUCACGAUGGCGCUGUCGGACUCGAGCGUGCGCGGCUAUGUGUACUCGCCCCCUCGGGACGGGGGUGGUGGUGGUGGUGGUGGUGGUGGGUUUGGGCUGCUGGCGGUGGGGCGGUAUACCGGGGCGUGUCCGACGCAGGUGCGGUAUCUGAAGGUGGAUGGCAGCGGUGGUGGCGCGGGGGAGGUGCAUGUGCUGACGGCGUUUACGGACGGGCAUGUGGCGGUGUGGAGGACGACUACGACUACGACUACGACUGUGGCGGGCGAUGGGGCUGUGGGGUUGUUUGAGAUGGUGCUGGUGGUGCGGGUGCAUCAGAGCAGUGUCAAGAGCCUGGAUCUGGCGGCGGAGGGGCCGGGCCGGUGGCUGGUGGCCACGGGCGGUGAUGAUAACGCGCUCGGGUUCCUGGAUCUCGCGUGGGAUGCGGGCAAGGGGGGGUAUGUUGUGGUUGGGAGGUAUCGGGUCAAGGACGCACAUGCGGCGGCGGUUACCGGGCUGUCGGUGGUCAAAACGGGGGCUGGGGUGACAGAAGUGGCCACCGCUAGCAACGACCAGAGAGUUAAGCUUUGGAGGGCUGAAAGGAGCGCCACUAAAGGGAUGCGGGUCACCAUGCUGGACAAUCGGUACAGCUCGGUGGCUGACGCGGGAGAUUUGGAGCUCAUCGCUCCCGGAAAGCUGAUGGUUGGCGGUGUUGGGGUGGAGGUAUGGGAUGUCUCGAGGGAUAGCAUAGUAAGCUAGGUAGAAAAAAGCCGGGCAUCGAGAUCAACGGGGGCAGUGGAUGAGAUAUGCUCUUUACCGUCUACUUUUCUAUUAUAGACAAGACUUGUCCACCCACGCCCGCUAA
This is a messenger RNA of Chaetomium fimeti, 3598 nucleotides long. Its product is annotated as WD40-repeat-containing domain protein. Gene Ontology annotation, molecular function: protein binding. Bases 1 to 3492 code for a protein of 1163 amino acids. Gene Ontology annotation, cellular component: cytoplasm. The transcript is spliced from 4 exons. The record is from RefSeq and is a predicted model, not a curated record. Gene Ontology annotation, biological process: tRNA methylation. NCBI's taxonomy places the organism in Eukaryota, Fungi, Ascomycota, Sordariomycetes, Sordariales, Chaetomiaceae.